CUAUAAAAGCAUUGCUCCUCUUCCUUCUUUUCACAUCCACUCAGCAUCAAGCAUCAGACCUGCAGAGAUGGGAUUUGCACUUCGCUCGGUGUUCCUUCUCUGUGGACUUCUGGCAGGAGUCUUGGCCUUCCCAGAAGUGACUUAUUGUCCCAAGGGCUGGACUCAGUUGGAUGAUUCCUGUUUCAUGUUUGUACCACAGCUGAGAACUUUUGUUGAUGCUGAGCAUGUGUGCAUACUCAAAGGUGGGAACCUGGCCUCCGUCCUCGACGCCAAAGAGAACGCAUUGGUCUUAGAGCUGAUUCGGGAAAACUUCAGUCCCAUUCAAGACACAUGGAUUGGACUCAGCGAUGCCAUUCAGGAGGGAAAGUUCCUGUGGACCGACGGCUCACCUUUGGACUUUACAGCAUACGAGGCGGGUCAGCCCGACAACUUUCAAGGCAACGAAGACUGCGUUGAGAUUAGUGACGACAAUGAACUUUGGAACGACGACGCCUGCACGGAUUUGAAUUACUUUGUUUGCAUCAAAGAGGCACACCGUCACUAAUCAGCUCAGCUACCGUCACAUCGUUCUCGAAAAAUGUCUGUUGCAAUAUUUGGAGAAUCUUCGGAAACAAUAGCAGAUUUCCAGCGGUUUCUUUGUUUCUAUCUAUGAUCUUCUCAGCAAUUCAAUUUCUCUUGAUGGCAAUCAAAUUUGGAAGGUGGAAGGGUAUCUGAAAUAAAUGAAGGAAUCUGUCAAUGCA
This is a messenger RNA of Syngnathus acus (greater pipefish), 740 nucleotides long. Its product is annotated as galactose-specific lectin nattectin-like. The transcript has 7 exons. NCBI's taxonomy places the organism in Eukaryota, Metazoa, Chordata, Actinopteri, Syngnathiformes, Syngnathidae. Gene Ontology annotation, molecular function: signaling receptor activity. Bases 68 to 544 code for a protein of 158 amino acids. The record is from RefSeq and is a predicted model, not a curated record.